AGAGGAACCUGGUUCAGAUUAGAAGAAUCGAAGAACACAGCUGGGAACAACAGCCAUGGAGCCCAAAAUCAUUCAGAUGGCAGCCCUGGGAAGGGCCCUGUAUCCUGGCAUGCUGUACGACUGCCGCAGUGAUUCUUUUAUUCCCGGUGUUACUUUAUGGGACAAGCAAGCUUUAAGUAAUGGUCUUGAUGUGCAUGACCAGACUAAAACAUAUGUCAAUCUUGCUGCCUCUGAUAGUGUCAGUGAAAAGGCCAACCUCCUAGAUGUGAGCGCUUCCCUUAAAGCUAGUUUCUUAGGGGGGUUGGUGGAGGUUGGAGGAUCAGCCAAGUAUCUGACUGAUACCACAUCCUCAACACGUCAGUGCAGAGUUACUAUGCAGUACAGCCAGACAACAAAAUUUGAACAACUCACUAUGAAGGAGCUUGGCAAUAUCACCUAUCCACAAGUAUUUGAACAGAAAACAGCCACUCAUGUAGUUACAGCUGUAUUGUAUGGAGCUUCUGCUUUCAUGGUAUUUGAUUAUACAAGUGCAGAAAAUGAGAACAAACAGGUUGUUGAAGGAAGCCUUUAUGCAGCGGUCAAGAAGAUCCCUACCAUUUCCAUCGAGGGGCAAGCGUCCCUACAGAUGAGUGAAUCUGAAAAGAACUUAGCUGAGAAUAUGAACGUCACCUUCUAUGGUGAUUAUGAGCUUGAAGAAAACCCCACCACAUACACUGAGGCUCUGAGGGCAUGCAAGAGGUUGCCCAGUCUGCUGAAGGAAAGAGGCAGCAAAGGUGUACCAGUGACUGUAUGGCUGUAUCCUCUCACACUUUUGGAUCGUAGAGCUGCUAAAUUGGUGAGAGAAAUCAGCAUGAGCCUGGUGUCUAAAACAGAAAAUUUGUUGGAGGAGCUCAGUGAAGUGCAGAGAAGAUGCAAUGAUUUGAUCAAAAACCCAAUUACAUUGGAUUUCCCUGACAUAAAAGACAAGUUGCUAUGGUUUAAAGACUUAGUAUGUGAUUAUAAGAUAUCAUUCCAGAAGGCACUGGUCAGUGUUUUACCAGGUAUUCGGAGUGGGGAACUGGAAAACAAGGCAUUGGGAGGCAUCCUGACCAAACAUUACUCAUCACCCUUCACAGAUAACAGCCUGAACAAAUGGCUAGACAACAUUAGGACUGAAUUAAAUAUUCUGAAUUCUUAUACCAGUGGGCUGAAGGAUAUAACAGUUGUGACAUCAGCAGGGUUACUUAAUUCAAUCCUCUUUGAUCCUGAUGUUGAUGUGGUGGUUUGCUUGUCAUUCACAUCUUUAAAUAAUGAAGACUCCUACCUAGCAGGUUUACAAGACUUUGUGGAUUCCGAAGGGCAAAACACUUCAUCAGUUCAAGUAACACAGCCUUGGUUUGCUUCUUUUGACAUUUCUGAAAAGAUGAGGAAGAAUCUUUCUCUCUUUACAAGAUUUUCAGAUAUCAGUAAAAAUGAGAAGAGAAUGAAGUUCCUAAUUGUUUCCAUCCAUGACCCCAGCAAUCCAGGAACCUCCAUCCGACUUUAUCAGAAUGGCCUUCUGAAAAACGCUGCAUUCCAGCCUGUAUCCAAACCUUCUCCACCCACAGUAGAUACCAGUGCUGGGCAAGUCACCCUAAAGCUUUCAAAAUCUCCAACUGGAGAGACAAUUCAGUUUAGAGUUGAAUACAGGAUGACACCACCAACUGAUUCAGCAGAUGAUGAUGAGGCAUGGACCAUCACCAAAACUUCAGAUGCACAGCCCAGAUUCAUAGUGACUGGACUAAAGGCAGCAGACAAAUACUGGGUCCGAUACAGAGCUGUUGGUGUUGUGGGCAUGAGUGAAGCCAGCAAUUCUGUCCCCUUCACCUUUCAAGGGAAGAUUGAUUUCACAGUGGAUCCAUGGGACCUCUCCAUGCCUUCCCUCUGGAAUAACCUCAGGACUAAACUAAUGACCAGCAAGGGCAUGUCACGAUGGUCUGCCUCUACUAUCGAAUCAGAGGUUACAGAUAUUGUCGAAAAUCCUAAAAGGCACUACGGCGGCCCAGUUUCUAGAAGGUUGAAACCCGGAAUGGCUGUGUACACACAAGGGGUUGUUUUGCCCAACGCAAAAUCGUUUGAAAUAGCUCUUACACAGGUGACAAAAGAAGGUUACAAUACUGUUUUUCACAUGUACUGUCACAUUGCUGAGAAGUAUGUGGCCUAUAACACCUGCAAGAAUAACACCUGGCAUAGCGUAGAACGCAUACCAGGGUGUCCCCUUUCUGAACGAUCAUCAUUUGAUGUUUUUUUGGUGAUCACAUCAGAAGGCUAUGAGGUACAAUUAAAUGGGCAGAGGCAUCACUUCUUCAAACACCGCAUGCCAGUGGAGAACGUGAGUAAUUUUGGCAGUUAUGGAGACAUCCAACUAACCAUCUUUGGUAUUGUCCCGAACUGGAACACAUCUACCUUUGCUACGGAACUAAACAUAUCUGGCGUCUCACGCACAAAGUAUUCUGACAUUCAGUCUGAUGUGCCACAUCCAGUCUGCAACCCUCAAACAAUGUAUUCUGGCAAAAUCCCAGUAGCCUUGAGACCUGGUGUGGCUUUGUUCUUCCAAGGGGUUUUUCCUUCAGAUGGUGAUAACAUUUCCAUAAAUUUGCAGACUGGGGUGGAGAGUGGUUAUGACAUUGCUCUACACAUCAGCCUCCGUUUGCCCAGUACUAUAGUUCUGAACACCUGCAACAAUGGGGUGUGGCAAAAGGAAGAAUAUAUUCAAAGUAACCCAUUUGUCAAAGGAGGAGCCUUUGAUAUUUUCAUCAUUACUAAACCAGAAGGCUAUGAGGUGGUCGUGAAUGGCCUGGAAAUCUACACGUUCGAACACCGUAUACCAGUGGAGAAAGUGAAUUCAAUUCGGCUGGGUUUGGUCUUCAUUAACAAGCUUGCAGUUAUUGAAGCAUAUGAUGUUAAUAUAAAAGCCAUCAAUCCUGCCAGUGUUUGAGGCCUCCAGAUCACCACUGAAGCACUGACUACAUUUUAAGAGCUUAUGUUCUCUUGCUCUGUGCUCAAGCAUAUAAGAAUUCAUGGACAGAUCAUGGAUAUGAUUUGUCUUUCUGCAUUCUUAUACAUUUCUUUUCCUUUUACUCUAAGACAUUAACACACUAUAAAUUCUGUGCUAGAGUUUUCCAGUGCUAUUGUACCUUUUAUUAGACAUAAUACCGCUGAUUUGUAUUAGUCUACAUGUAUACACUGCGAAAAAUGAUCUCUUGUUGAGAGAAAAUAUCUUUA
Molecule: messenger RNA, 3243 nt
Organism: Neoarius graeffei (lesser salmon catfish)
Lineage: Eukaryota; Metazoa; Chordata; Actinopteri; Siluriformes; Ariidae
Product: verrucotoxin subunit beta-like
Exons: 12
Coding region: 56-2956 (966 amino acids)
Molecular function (GO): carbohydrate binding; protein binding
Source: RefSeq, a predicted model, not a curated record